CGGCUCAGGCUGGCUGUCUACCACAGACCGCAGAGCGUCCCAUUAAUCGUACUGUUGUCGACUAGCCAGGUGCUAAGUCAGCUAACUUUAAUCGGCAUUCAACGCUGUGGAGGAAUGGCGUUAUAAUGUUUUUCAAAUCAGGCUCCAUUAGACGUAGUGUAUCUGUGUUUCUGGUUGCCUUUAAUUGGCUAGCUUUUAGCUAACGCGGAAGGUAUCUCCAGGGAGUCAUCAAUGAUCAGCGUGAUUGCCAAGCUACCCAGCUAAUUUCUGCAAGCAUUUCCGCCGUUAAGGAUGUCCAAACGCAUGAGGAACACGGAGGUGUGUGCAGACUGUUCCGUCCCAGAACCCCGCUGGGCCUCAGUAAAUAGGGGGGUGUUUAUUUGUGAUGAGUGUUGCAGUGUUCAUCGAAGUCUGGGCAGGCACAGCUCACAAGUUCGCCAUCUGACUCACACGCCAUGGCCUCCUACACAGCUACAAAUGGUUCAGAUGUUAUACAGCAACGGCGCUAAUUCAAUUUGGGAGCACUCUCUUCUGGACCCAGCGUCUGUAAUGAGUGGAAAACGCAAGGCCAACCCCCAAGACAAAUUGCACCCCAACAAAUCAGAAUUCAUCAAAGCUAAAUAUCAGAUGUUGGCAUUUGUCCACCGCAUACCUUGUCGGGAGGAUGACAGCUCAACAGCCAAGGACUUGAGCAAGCAACUCCAUUCAAGUGUUCGCACUGGGAAUCUUGAGACCUGUUUGAGGUUGCUCUCCCUAGGAGCUCAAGCAAACUUUUUUCACCCUGAAAAGGGAAACACUCCCUUGCAUGUGGCCGCAAAGGCAGGGCAAGUCUCUCAGGCUGAACUCUUAACUGUUUACGGCGCCGAUCCUGGAGCCCCAGAUAGCAAUGGCAAAACUCCCAUUGACUAUGCCAGGGAGGCGGGACACCAUGACCUAGCAGAUCGACUGGUAGAAAUUCAGUAUGAGCUGACAGAUCGGCUGGCGUUCUACCUGUGUGGAAGAAAACCAGAUCAUAAAAAUGGGCAACAUUUCAUCGUUCCUCAAAUGGCUGACAGCAGUUUAGAUUUAUCUGAACUGGCCAAGGCAGCAAAGAAGAAGCUGCAGUCACUAAGUAAUCACUUAUUUGAGGAGCUGGCCAUGGAUGUGUAUGAUGAGGUGGACAGACGAGAGACUGAUGCAGUGUGGUUAGCAACACAGAAUCACAGUGCCCUUGUGACGGAGACAACUGUGGUGCCUUUCCUUCCUGUCAAUCCAGAGUAUUCAUCCACAAGGAAUCAGGGUCGCCAGAAACUUGCCAGAUUCAAUGCCCAUGAAUUUGCAACUCUUGUCAUUGAUAUACUAAGUGAUGCAAAGCGAAGACAACAAGGGAAUUCAGCAACCAGUCCCAAAGAAAAUGUGGAACUUAUCCUGAAGAAUAUGUCUGCUCGGCCAAGCAGUGACAGCCAGGAUAAUGACCAACCCGACUAUGACAGCGUGGCAUCAGACGAGGAUACGGACCAGGAGCUCCCCUCAAGUAAAGGAGAUAGGACAAAGAGCCUGGAUUCUGACCUCUCUGACGGCCCCAUCACCAUGCAGGAGUAUCUCGAGGUGAAAAACGCGCUCUCGGCCUCCGAGGCGAAAAUACAGCAUCUCCUGAAAGCCAACAGCAAUCUGAGCGAUGAGCUGCGACUAAUGCAGAAAAAGCUGCAAUCUCUGCAAAGUGAGAACACCUCUCUUAAGCGCCAGGUCACAGCCAAUAUCUAUCAGAUCCCCAGCACAUCAGACUAUCCCGACCCCUCCAGUCCUUCGGCCCUGAAACGCCGGCAAUCCGCUCGGGCGAGUCGGCCCAUGUCUAUGUACGAGACCGGCUCGGGCCUGAAGCCCUAUCUCCCUAAAGGGGAAAGUCCUUAUCCAGAGGAGGCUAUCCCCACCCUGCAUCCCUUUCCACCUCAUAAGGAAAAGGGUGCUUUUGUGACCACCUCUUCAUCCCUCCCCUCAUUUCCGUCCACCCUGUCCUGGUCCAAGGAUGAAAGUAAUCUAAAGGCCUCCAAGUUGGACAAGCAGAGCAGCAUGCCCGAAAGCGAUUAUGACAAUACAUUCAAUGACUCAGAGGUGGACGAUUCAGGCGUGUCCAGAAGAGGGAGGCUGAGGAGCAGCGGCCGAUUAGGGGAGGGCAGCUCUAUCCCUGAGCUGGACGACGCGGAGGUGGAAUCGGACCCGACCCUACCAAGCACCGAGGAUGUCAUCCGCAAAACCGAGCAGAUCACUAAGAAUAUUCAGGAGCUUCUGCGAGCAGCUCAGGAUAACAAACACGAGAGACCGUGUGAGCGUGAAGCCGUGCGCCGCCUCAGGCACAGUCUGGGAUGUUUCAGCACUCUGGUACCCUGGGCUGAGAAGCCCUCCGCCCCUCUUCAUCCACUCAGCCUGCGAUCCCCCGACCCCUCCUCCUGCUUCAUACCCUGCUCAGAAAGAAUACACGUAGCUGUAACAGAAAUGGCUGCUCUCUUUCCAAAGAGGCCACGCUCGGAGACGGUAAGAAGCUCUCUGCGCUUGUUGACGUCCAGCGCGUGCAGGCUUCAGGGCGAAUGCCGGAAGGCACUGCCUCCAGAAGGCUUCCCAGGACCGGACAUGCAGCUUGUCACCCAGCAGGUCAUCCAAUGUGCUUAUGAUAUUGCCAAGGCAGCCAAGCAGCUUGUCACCAUCACCACUAAGGAGAACACCAACUGACAGCACUUACAAGGCUGAAUCACCUCAAGCAUCCAAGUCAUUGGGUUCAAUUAGUUUGUUUUCUUCUUACAUUUGUGGUAUAUGCAUGCAUUCGUGUUAUUAUUUUUUUGAUAAUUUGUCAUAGAUGGGACUCCUUACCACCAAAUACUGCACCUGUAAUAGCACAACUUUCCUCAACUCCUCAUGUGACAGCCAAUAGGAUUAAGCACACUCAUAGGAAAUCCAUUUAAAACCACAUUAUAAGCUUUCCCUCAUUCAUUGUAAAAUAACAGGGGUCAUGCCAUAAAGAUGUCGGAGCCAAAUUUGCUUUGAGAAAUUUUUAUUUUGUUAUUUGCGCAAUUGCGGCUGGCUGUUUGGAUUAAGCCUUAAGCUACUAAAGCCAGAGGCUAUAAAGCAGUGGUUCUUAACCCGGGUUUGAUUGAACACAAGGGGUUCGGUGAAAGUUAAGACAGGUAGGGCACUAUUUUUGGACGCUGACUAAAUCCAGGCAAAGUGGCAUUUUAGACCAGGUAUUGGACUGGUUAGUCCCCAAUUUACAAGCCUUCCAAUUUUUCAACUGCUAGUCCUCUAUUUGAUGGGAUGGUUUGCUCAGUGGAAGGUUGACUCUAAUUUUGUAUGAGGAAGUACAGCAGACUUGUGGGUAACGUGCACUAGGGCUGGGCGAUAUGGCCUUAAGUACGUAUCACGAUAAAUUGAGCAGAUUUUCCUCGAUAACGAUAAAUGACGAUAAAUUCGCCGAAGCAGACUUAUAUAAUUUGAAAAUUUGUAUCAAUGCAUGGAAUACAAAUUAACCGUUUCUCGUUAAAUUUAUUUAACCAGCUUUCAAUUUAACAAUUGCACAUGCAGUCUAAACAUUAAGUAUUAAAAAAAAUAUUGUAAACAAUAAGAAUUCUAGUGUGAACAUUUAUAACAGCUUGUAUGACUUGAAAAAUGUACAACAUUAUAAAAAUCAAUAUGACGACUGUGCAAACAUGUCAUUCUAACAGAAAUGACUUGCAGCUUUAACAAAACCCUUCAGACAACUUAUUGGUAAUGGCUGCUGUAACAAUUAUUCAACACGUGUUUACGUCAAGGUCCCCCCCCCCCCCCGAAACAUUUUUUAAUACAUGCACCCCCCACACAGACACAACCAGAUUAAAGCUGUAUUGCUCUGAUGCUAAUGAAACAUUUAAGGUUUUAUGAUGGCAGAAUAAAGCAAACACAUACAGAAAAAUAGCUGUGGCCAUUAAACUGUCAUAUAUAGGCUUCACUGUUGGAUUAUACUUCAUGCUGAGUGCUUUACCAUCAUGAAAGCUUUCAGAGAAAUCACACAGAGAUGCCAAAUAACGCGACAUGAUGAUUGCUAGAUAAGUCCAUGCCCAGUCCACUCAUUAAUUUCAGCCGUUUCGACAAGGUUAGAGCUGCUGUCAGACUCUUUCACGUUCAUUUGUAGCCGUUGUUAGCCGCUAGCGUUAGCCUGUGGCUUGGCUGCCAGAAGAAAGCACUGAAAGCAUCCUCUCCUGAUAUCGUGAGAACCAGGGAGGACAGCGGGUGAAAGCCCAUCUGGAACCCGCCAAGAGUUUACUUAAUGUCGGGUGAAAGACAUUAAGCCCGACUCCAUCCCGUUUACUUGUAGCGUUAGCCGACCGGGCUUCUGUUUGAUUGGCUUCCUGAAAACCACGUGACUCCAUACGUAAUCACACUGUCUGCUUUCUUAAAGGGGAAUGAACUAGAGCUGAAACGAGUACUCGAGCAACUCGAGUUUAAAAACUGAUCAGAGUAAUUUUAUUCACCUCGAGUAAUCGUUUAUUUUGACAGCUUUAAGCAUCACGUUUUGCUCGGACUACUUUCAAUGCGGGACAACGCGCUGUCACGUGCGGAGAGGAAGAAGGAAAAAAAAAAACUUACUGCAGCCGACAGCCGCCACAAACGACGCCGACGUUGCUAAAUACUAGCCCGCACGAUGCUACGUUGGUAACAGGUACCAUCUGAUGCGUCUCAUAGAGAUCACAUGUAUGUUGAACUAGAUGCGAAAUGACAGACUCGGCCGCGUCUGGGCAGCGUUAGUAAACAGCCGCCAUCUUAAAACAGUAGAGCGCUAAGCGCUAAUAAAUAAGAUUAACGUUACUGUCGCUACUAGCUCACGUAACGUUAGCCCUGCGGAGGGCUAGGUUUCAAUUAAUUAUGACCACUGUCGAUGCGUGGCUAACGUGUCUUACAUACAGGCUUUAACAUAACAUAGCAUUGUGGAGUGAUGAGGGUGUAAAAUAAAAACGUAAUCAUGCUAACUAUCAAUUUUAGCUCAGUAGUCAUUGCUGGAUAAAACACCAAGUAGCACUGGUCCCUAAUGUGCUCCAAUACAGCCUGUAUCAUACAUUUAUUUUGAACACUGCAAAAACUCAAAAUCCUAUCAGGACUUACAGUUUAGACUAACUUAAAAUGGCUUGACACAAAGAGAAAUUCAAUUGAAACACGUGGGAAAAAAUCCUAACUUUUAAGUGAUGUGUGUUAUCAAGCGUAACGGCAUUUUUAGGUAAGAUAAAUAUAUAUAUAUAUUUAAAAAAAAAAAAAAAAAAAGAUUUAAAAGUUUUUUGAGUGAAAGCAGUGAAUUAGUCUUUUUUUAAAAUUCUAGUUACAUCUGAGAUGCAAUUGUUGGCUGUUUUCAACAAUAUACAUCGAAAAUAAAGACAUGGACUGAAAAUGGUUCAAGAUUAGAUGAAAUGUCUUGUUUUCUCAUGUAUAUUUAGAAUUGCUCUUCACCUAAAAAUAUAUUUGUUUUAUCCGAUUACUCGAUAGAAUUUUCAGUCGAUUACUCGAUUACUAAAAUAUUCGAUAGCUGCAGCCCUAGAAUGAACAUAGCCGAACAACACAACGUCAAAGCGGGAUAAAAAGAUAUAUUUUCUUGUUUUAUUAAAUUACCGAAUUUACCGACAUGGUCAAAAUUACGUCGGUCAUCUUGAAGAAUUUCGGUGACGGUAAAUUUUCGGUUUACCGCCCUGCUCUAACGUGCGCUGCGUUUACAUUAAACAUUUUUUUUAAAAAGUAUGUGUGGCAAGGAUGUGAUAGAAUGAGAAUGUCGACACGAAAGCAAGAAUGAAAAUCAAACCAAAAGGCAAAAUUAUUAGGGCUGUCAAACGAUUAAAAUUUUUAAUCGAGUUAAUCACAGCUUUAAAAUUAAUCGGAAUUAAUCGCAAUUCAAACCAUCGCUAAAAUCGCCGUAUUUUUCUGUAAAGUAUUGUUGGAAUGGAAAGAUAAGACACGAUGAUGUAUACAUUCAACAUAGUGUACAUACAGUGCCCUCCAUAAUUAUUGGCACCCUUGAAAAAGAUGUUUUUUAGCUUCUAAUAUAUUUUUUUUAUUCAAAUAAUAUGGGACCUUAAUGGAAAAAAAGAGAAAAAUCCACCCUUCAAUACAAGUGCAUUCAUUCAGUGGGGAAAUAAUCCCACAUUAAGAAAAAAUGAUUUGACAUCAAAUAACGUGUGUCACAAUUAUUAGCACCCCUGGUGUUAAUACUUUGUACAACCCCCUUUUUCCAACAAAACAAGGUCUGGGGACUGAGAUGGCCAUGGGAGGAGCUUGAUUUUGUGUCUGGUGAACCAUUUCUGUGUAGAUUUGGCCAUAUGUUUAGGGUCAUUAUCUUGCUUGGGGGGGGGGUUAACCUAUGCUGCCAACACUUGUCGUCCAACAUGCCUCAUAACAUGCAUCGCUACAGAUGUAAACGACAAUCAAAAUUUAUGUUCUGUGCUAAUUAUUUCUUCAGUUACUGUUCCAGUUGUUUCAUUAAUUGCUAGUUAGGGUAUUUGAUAACACUUUAUGUGACAGUGGCACCAUAAAACCAUCAUGAUUUUGACAUCAGACUAGGGCAACAGCUAUCAAAUAUUUUAGUAAUCGAGUAUUCGACUGAAAAUUAUAUCGAUUAAUCGAGUAAUUGGAUAAAACAUUUUCUUUAGGUAGGGAGCAAUUAUAAAUAUUUCAUCUAAUACUGAACCAUUUUCAGUCAAUCAAUGUCUUUAUUUUUUAUGUACAUUGUUGAAAACAGCCAACAAUUGCAUCUAAGAAGUGACUCGAAAAAAUUUUUUUUUUUUACUCUUUUCACUCAAAAACUUCUAAAUCUUAUUUCUUACCUAAAAAUUUCAUUACGCUUGAUAACACACUUGGGCUGCAGCUAUCGAUUAUUUUAGUAGUCGAUUAAUCAAUGAACUAGUUAGUUCGAAUAAUCGACUAAUCGGAUAAACAUGAAAAAAUUUCAUGGUGGUUUAUUUGGUCUUAUGACAGUCGUAUGAUGCCGAUUGUCAAAUAUAGUGCUACCAGUUGAUAUCUUUUGGUCUAAAUAUCCCAUAAUACGGUGAGAACAGCUGCGGCUUAUAGUGCAGUGCGGCUUAUCUAUGAACAAAUGCCGUUUUCGUGUCACAUUUGGUGGGUGGCGGCUUAUAGUCAAGUGUGCCUUAUAGUUUGAAAAUUACGGAUUAUUGCACAAACAUAAAAUCUGAGUUGUUGCAUAAUGUAAAAAAACAAGCAUAAAGAAAAGUUAAUACACUCAUGUAAAGCUAUUGGAACACGAGGGGCUGGUAAAGAUGACGCUGGGAUACACAUACAGUAGAGGUCCCUCUUAGCCAACUGGAUGCCAGGAAUGCUAGGCAAUAUCUUUGGGCACCUAACGAUUCGAUUACGAUUCAGAGGCUCCGAUUGGAUUAUAAAACGAUUAUUGAUGCACCCCCCUCCUUUUUUUUUUUUUUUUUGUACAUUAGUUCCAAAAUUGUUCAAAAAUACUCUCAGGCUAAACCAAACUACCAUUUCAGUAUCAAGUUAACAUAUAGCAGUAAACAAAUAUACAAAAAUAACUAGCGCUGGGAAUCUUUGGGCACCUAACGAUUCGAUUACGAUUACGAUUCAGAGGCUCCGAUUCGAUUAUAAAACGAUUAUUGAUGCACCCCCUCCUUUUUUUUCUUUUCUUUUUCUUUGUACAUUAGUUCCAAAAUUGUUCAAAAAUACUCUCAGGCUAAACCAAACUACUAUUUCACUAUCAAGUUAACAUAUAGCAGUAAACAAAUAUACAAAAAUAACAUUAAAUAAAAAACUCCAGUCCCCAUUCUGUAUCAGCAGCUUCAAACUACAUUCAGUUAAAGUUGUUAAAAUUGCUCCCGUUAUUCCAUAAUUUCCCUAAAGUUUUAAAAAUAUUUUAAAGAUAGAUUCAAGUCAAUAUUUUACCGAUUUAGGAGUAUUUUAGAUAAAAAGUUAAUUAGGUUUGCUUGGAAGGUUCGCUACAACAGCCUUGCAGGGAAGUGUACUGCUUUAAGAUGGCGGCCAUUUACUAAGGCUCGCAUCUAGCUUUUUGUAGAUGUGCUGUUAACACUACCGAAUCUAUAAUGCAUCUAGUCUUAUAUAACGGAUAUCUACCGUAACAUUAUGUGGCUGUACUUUGUAGCAGCUUUUCGGCAGCAGUCAGGUAUGUUGUUGUGUUUUUUUUUAUCUCGUGGCAUGAGUUGAGCAUUGGCAUUACCCGAGGGGCCGGGUAAUGAGAAGCAUGAUGUUUAGCUACUCUCGCUCCGUUCCGUCCCGAAGACCGCGCGGCGCGCUGAGUGUGUUGUACUUCCGCUUUACUUGGCAUAUUUCAAUAAUCGGAAUUGUGAAUCGUUCUCGAAUCUUCCACGGCCGAAUCGCGAAUAAUCUAAGAAUCGGAAAUUUUGCACACCUUUACUAGGCAAUAGCCAAUGGCAGAGCAGCUGUAAGUAUCUUGCCUUUUGUAUCCUGAAAUUUCAAUUUUUUCCAGUUUAGGUGUGUCUGAACCUGAAAAUUCUGUAUGUAGAGACGUUCUUAAGUAAAGGUACAACUGUAUCGAUUUUGAAUUUGGCGAAGAAAAAAAAAAAUUCUCAUUCCAAAGAGUUCGGUUAAUACACAUGUGAAACUCAUAGCGUUCGGUACCUUUGGCAAGGUUAAGAACCACUGCUAUAUAGGAAACCCGAUUUCCUAUGAGGAAGUUGGUUAUUUUGUUUGAAACGACGCGGAAAGGAGAGGCACUUUGUCAACCGUUCCCUUAGGUUUAGUUUGUUGGUUUGCGGCCACAAUUUACGUUUUAUUUGGAAGAACUCGAUUUAAGUAACCUUGGGCGCUAUUACACAACAAUCAAACGCGCACGCCAUAGGUGGAGUUUGACUGUUGGGGCAGGGGGGGGCACAACAUGUUGAUGACCCAGAAAGUGUCAGCAAUAAAAUUAAUUUACAAGAAUAUUUAUAAUAAUAAGUUGAAAAUGAGCGUUUUUUUUUUUUUUUGGUUUCCCAU
Molecule: messenger RNA, 8964 nt
Organism: Corythoichthys intestinalis (scribbled pipefish)
Lineage: Eukaryota; Metazoa; Chordata; Actinopteri; Syngnathiformes; Syngnathidae
Gene: git2a
Product: G protein-coupled receptor kinase interacting ArfGAP 2a
Exons: 21
Coding region: 292-2706 (804 amino acids)
Biological process (GO): synaptic vesicle recycling; regulation of ARF protein signal transduction; regulation of G protein-coupled receptor signaling pathway
Cellular component (GO): synapse
Molecular function (GO): small GTPase binding; GTPase activator activity
Source: RefSeq, a predicted model, not a curated record